Molecule: messenger RNA, 3830 nt
Organism: Oncorhynchus keta (chum salmon)
Lineage: Eukaryota; Metazoa; Chordata; Actinopteri; Salmoniformes; Salmonidae
Gene: card11
Product: caspase recruitment domain family, member 11
Biological process (GO): regulation of apoptotic process
Molecular function (GO): protein binding
Source: RefSeq, a predicted model, not a curated record
AUGGAGAAUGGAGGUGAGGACACGGAGUCUCUGUGGGAGUCAGUGGAGAGUAACCGCUACAUCUUAAGUCGCUACAUCUCGCCUGGUAAACUGACUCCCUACCUGCGCCAAUGUAAGGUUCUAGACGAACAGGACGAAGAUGAGGUCUUAAACUCACUACUACUGGUCUCUAAGGUCAACCGCACAGGUCGUCUGUUAGACAUUCUUCAUGGUAAAGGAGAGCGAGGUUAUGUGGUUUUUCUGGAGAGUCUUGAGUUCUAUUAUCCUGACCUGUACAAGCUGGUGACUGGCAAGGAGCCCACCAGACGCUUCUCCACUAUCGUUGUGGAGGAGGGUCAUGAAGGGUUAACCCAGUUCCUGAUGAAUGAAGUCAUCAAGCUUCAGCAGCAGGCCAAAGCUAAAGAUGUCCAGAGAGUUGACCUCAUUGGGAAACAGCGCACCCUGGAGGAUGAACAGAAAAAACUACGCCUGACCAACCAGGAACUAUCAGCCUUCCAGCAGAGAUACAACAAGAUGAAGGAAGAUAGGAACAACUACAAUGAUGAGCUACUGAGGGUGAAGGAUGAGAACUAUAAACUGGCCAUGCGGUAUGCAACGCUCAGCGAGGAGAAGAACAUGGCUGUGAUGAGGAGCAGGGACCUGCAGCUGGAGAUCGACCAGCUGAAACACAGACUAAACAAGCUAGAGGAAGAAUGUAAGAUGGAGAGAAAACAGAGUCUGAAACUGAAGAACGACAUCGAGAACCGACCGAGAAAAGAACAGAUCUUCGAACUGGAGAGAGAGAACGAGGUUCUGAAGAUCAAACUGCAGGAGCUGCAAUCUAUCAUACAGCCAGGGCCUCUGCCUGCGUCUGACAAGGCGAUCCUGGACAUUCUGGAACACGACCGCCAGGAGGCGUUAGAAGACAGACAAGACCUGGUCAACAGACUGUAUAACCUGCAUGAGGAGAUACGGCAGGCGGAAGAGCUACGAGACAAGUACCUUGAGGAGAAAGAGGAUCUGGAGCUCAGGAGCUCUACACUACAGAAGGACUGUGAGAUGUACAGAAACAGGAUGAACACCAUCAUUAUACAGCUGGAGGAGGUGGAGAAGGAGAGAGACCAGGCGUUCCGAGCCAGAGAUGAAGCCCAGCACCAAUUCUCUCAGGGUCUGGUCGAUAAAGACAAGUACAGGAAACAGAUCAGAGAGUUGGAGGAGAGGAGUGAUGAGCUGCACAUAGUGAUUGUUCAUAAAGAUGCUAAGAUCGUCACUUUGGAGUCCAGACUGAGACGCCUAUCGAAAGAUACUGCUAUGGACCAGAGUUUGCCCAGAGACAUCCCCCCAACUGUCAUCGCUCAGGUGAUGGGGGAGGAGCCUAAAUCUCUUGGCCAAUCAGAGGGCUCCAGUGACGAGUCGCCAGAGGAGAAGUUCUUCCUUCCAGAACCCCGCCUCAAGAGACGACCCAACCUGAAAGCAGUGAUUACCAGAGUGAAGUCUCCAGUCUCCGCCCCCAAACCUCUGGACCCACCAAUCAACACAGAGGACAGUCUCCGUGCAGCUGGUGGUGGAGCGUCUCCGGAUGUGAUGAUGUCAGAGAGUAACCUAAACCUGACCCUGAGCAGCACAUGUCCCCCCUCCCCUUCCCACUCCCCCUUCCCCAUCCGCCCCAACACAGAGCUGCCCAGCAAGACUACCAUGCUGCGCUACCGUAACGACAGCAUCAUGUCCACCAACCCCGAGCCGCCAGGAAACGCAUCACUGGUCCGUCGGACGCGAGAGGGAGAGACUGACUUCCAGCCCCGCGGCCUCUGUGACUUUGAAUAUGAGUGUGUAGACAACAUGGAUUAUGAUGAGGAAAUGGAAACACGUGGUCCUCCCUCACUCCACUCCUCCUCCUCCUCCCACCAGUCAGAAUGUUUAGAUUCCUACGACCUGGAGACCGUCAACAACAUUUUCAGGAAACUGUCCCUGGAGAGGCCUUUCCGUCCGUCUCUCUCCUCCUUCUCGAGGGUCAGCUCUUCUCUGCGGCCAGUCCAGGAGCUUUCAUUGCUAGGCGACCAACUUUUGGCUGAUGUCACGCUGGUUGGUGGUAACGACAGUGGAAUCUUUGUGUCGUCUGUCCAAUCAGAGUCCGGCGCUGAGAAGGCGGGGCUACGGGAGGGCCACCACCUCCUUUUGCUGGAGGGCUGUAUCCGCGGGGAGAACCAGAGCAUCUCGUUGGACACCUGCACCCAGGAGGAAGCCCAUUGGACGAUGCAACGUUGCUCUGGACCAAUCCAACUGCACUACCGUGCCAACUAUGAUGGGUACCGGAGGCUGCAGAGGGAUCUAUCGGAGGGAACGGUGACGUCAGGAGACUCAUUCUACAUCAGAAUCAACCUCAACAUCUCUGGCCAAUCAGACACCUGCUCCCUGAGCGUGCUUUGUGAUGAGGUGGUCCAUGUCCUGGACACGAUGCACCAGGGGAAGUGGGAGUGGCUUUGCUCCCGGGUCGAAGCCUACUCUGGAACCGACCUAUCGGAAAAAGGCAAUCCCUCUUACUCACGGGCCCAGCAGCUUCUCCUGGUAAAGAUGCAGAAGCUGGUGUGUCGAGGAGGAAGAGAGGAGAAUGACAGCCUGCGCAACUUCAAGAACAGCUUACAGCCUGAAGAGUCCAGCCUGUCCUCAGACCCCAAAUCCAGCCCUCGCAUGUCCAGAGCUAGCGUCUUCAUCACACAGAUACUACAGUUUGUCAGCAGGGUGGAUAAUAAGUAUAAGCGUAUGAACAGCAGUGAGCGUGUUCGCAUUGUGAGCUCAGGAAACCCAACGCUGCCCAGACCAGGCUUCGAAACCCUGAGACAGGAUGGAAACCCAACGCUGCCCAGACCAGGCUUUGAAACCCUGAGACAGGAUGGAAACCCAACGCUGCCCAGACCAGGCUUUGAAACCCUGAGACAGGAUGGAAACCCAACGCUGCCCAGACCAGGCUUCGAAACCCUGAGACAGGAUGACUGUGCAGACCCAUACAGUGAUGUGAGUAGGAGUGUGAACCUGGUUCCGUACAGCCUGGUCUCCCCUCAGCGGGUCCAGAGGAAGAGGCCGGUUCUGAUCAGUCCAAACAGUCUGGCCCGGACCAUUAUUCAGAAGAUACUCAACAUGGGUGGAGCCAUGGACUUCAACAUCUGCAAACCAGAUGUCCUAACUAAAGAAGAGUUCUUAAUGAGACAGAGGAUUGAACCCAUCAUCUCCUCCAGAGAGAAGACCACCAACACCUACGAGGUUGUCUCUCCUGAGAACAUAGAGGCUGUUGCUGCAAAGGGUAAACACUGUUUGAUGGAGGCUGACGUGAGCUGUGUUAAAGACCUUUUGAGGAGAGAGAUCUACCCAAUCAUCAUCCACAUCAAGAUCUGUGACAAGAACAUCAGGAAGCUAAGGAAGCUGCCCCUUCGUGUGGACAGUGAGGAGGAGUUUGUCAGAGUGUGUCGGAGCAGAGAGAGAGAGCUGGAGAGUGUUCCGUGUCUCUAUGCGUGUCUGGAGCCUGAGGAAUGGGCUGGGCCUGAUGACCUCAUCAGAGUGGUGAAAGACAGAAUCCAGGAGGAACAGAGGAAGACUGUCUGGGUGGAGCAAGACCUGCUGUAACACACACAGAUUAAUGCAUGCACACACCUCACACACACAAGGUGUGCAAGAUGGCGACGCUGGGUUAGAUGCCACAAAAUAGUUGGGAGUCCCCAGUAGGGGCUGCACACAAUUGGCCCAGCGUCGUCUUGGUUUGGCUGGGGUACGCCGUCAUUGUAAAUAGCAAUUUGUUCUUAACUGACUUGCCUAAUUAAGUAAAGGUUAAAUAAAAUACAAAAUUGUUGAGAGGUAAA